This is a messenger RNA of Miscanthus lutarioriparius, 1773 nucleotides long. The record is from the annotation of a GenBank genome assembly. Lineage: Eukaryota; Viridiplantae; Streptophyta; Magnoliopsida; Poales; Poaceae.
AUGGCCACCAUCCCCGCGCGGCUCCACCACCACCUCGUCGUCGUCGUCCUCUUCAUCCUCCUCCUCGUGCCGUCGCUCACCUUCGCUCAGUCCCGCGCUUUCGGAGGGCCGCCGCCGGCGUACGCGCGGUACCUGGUCGAUGCGGCGGCGACGCCGGCGGUGGAGCUGUACGACUACAUCGUCGUGGGCGGCGGCACGGCGGGCUGCCCGCUCGCGGCCACGCUGGCGGGGCCCGGCGGCGGGCGGGUGCUCCUGCUCGAGCGCGGCGGCGCGCCCAGCGAGUUCCCCGCGCUCGCCACGGCGGGCGGGUUCGUGAGGACGCUCGCCAUGGCGGACCCGGCCCCGGAGUCCGACGCGCCGGCGCAGGGGUUCACGUCGGAGGACGGCGUCCCUAACGUGCGCGCGCGCGUGCUCGGCGGCGGCACGGCCAUCAACGCCGGGUUCUACUCGCGCGCGCACCCGGAAUGGUUUCGCGGCCACGCCGAGGAUGCUGAGGUGACCAAUUGGGAUAUGCCGCUGGUGAAUGCGUCAUAUGAGUGGGUGGAGAGGCUGAUGACGUUCCAGCCGGCGGUGCAUGGGUGGCAGGCGGCGGUGAGGGCGGCGCUGCUGGAAGCAAAUGUGACGCCGUGGAACGGCUUCACGGUGGACCAUGUCACUGGCACAAAGGUCGGCGCCACGACCUUUGAUGCAUCAGGUCGACGGCGCAGCGCUGCGGACCUCCUUGCGUUUGCCCGUCCUAGCCGUCUCCGGGUUGCCGUCCGUGCUACAGUUACUAGCAUCAUCACCAACCCGAUUGACCCUGCUGUGCGCCGUGGAAGGUCUCCACAACCAACAAUUGCAGCAAUUGGUGUUGUGUACCAGGACCAUCUCCUCGAUCAGCACCAAGCCCUCCUGCGCCCAGGUGGGGAGGUUAUGCUUUCAGCAGGUGCCCUGGGGAGUCCCCAAUUGCUGCUGCUCAGUGGCAUCGGCCCUUCUACUGAUCUUUCCAACCUCGGUAUCCCUGUUUCUGCUGACAUCCCCGAUGUUGGCAAACAUAUGUACGACAACCCUCGCAAUGGCAUCUCCUUCAUCCCGUCAGUUCCUAUUGAUCACUCUCUUAUUCAGGUCGUUGGCAUCCCGUCAGCUAAUGGAACUGCCUCAUACCUUGAGGCAGCAUCAUACAUUGUCCCACUUGCUCCAGAGUUGAGAUCUUCGAGUCCUUUCCUUGGCUCGUCAUCUCCACUCUAUGUUACUGUUGCAACUAUCAUGGAAAAGGUUCCUGGACCAUUAUCUGAAGGUUCACUAUGGCUUUCAUCAACGAAUCCAUUGGAGAGUCCUGCUCUGCGCUUCAACUACUUGAGCCAUCCUGAGGACUUGGCACGAUGUAUCCUGGGUGUGCGUCAUGUGGCAGAAGUGCUUGAGGGCAGAGCAUUGGACGGAUUUCGUUCAGCAGUUGGAUUGACGAAUGGAAGAGGAGGGUCUGUUAGGAGGGACUUCAGGAUUGUUGGGACAGCACUGCCAGUUGACUGGAGAACAAACGAUAGAGCUCUAGCAAACUACUGCCAGCAGACUGUGGCAACGUUAUGGCAUUAUCAUGGAGGGUGUGUCGCUGGGAAGGUGGUCGAUAGGAAUUUCCGGGUAAUUGGUGCCCGUGCAAUUCGUGUGGUGGAUGCAUCAACGUUCAGUGAGACACCUGGGACAAAUCCUCAGGCUACAAUCUUGAUGAUGGGCAGGUAUGUGGGGCUGAAGAUGAUUGAGGAGAGACACAGUAGAAGGCCGGUUAUACUGCCAUAG